Molecule: messenger RNA, 1779 nt
Organism: Penicillium malachiteum
Lineage: Eukaryota; Fungi; Ascomycota; Eurotiomycetes; Eurotiales; Aspergillaceae
Product: Bifunctional lycopene cyclase/phytoene synthase
Exons: 6
Coding region: 1-1779 (592 amino acids)
Biological process (GO): biosynthetic process
Molecular function (GO): geranylgeranyl diphosphate synthase activity; intramolecular lyase activity
Source: RefSeq, a predicted model, not a curated record
AUGGGCUUGGACUACUGGCUUGUGCAUUUUACGUGGACCAUUCCACCAGCUGCUUUGCUGACUGUGGCUUAUUGGCCGUUCUUCACGAGGACGGAGAUCUUGAAAAUAUUCACACUAAUCACAAUUGCUGUCAUUGCCACAAUACCAUGGGAUUCAUAUUUGAUUCGAAAUCGCAUCUGGACUUAUCCCGACGAUGCCGUGGUCGGCGUCACGAUAUUCAAAAUUCCCAUAGAGGAGGUGUUCUUCUUUAUCAUCCAGACUUAUCUCACCGGCCUCUUGUACAUGAUUCUACAUAAACGCCUUGUACUACCAGUGUAUCUCCUGCCGAAAUUCAUUAACUCAUCUAUGAAUUUCGUGCCGCUGGUUCUAUCAGGUGGAAUCGCCGCUGCGGCAGCAUGCAUCUGGGUUGGGAAUGAACUAACUUACAUGGGCCUUAUCAUGGGAUGGGCACUCCCUGUGAUAGCAUUCCAAUGGUUCUUUGGUGGGAGCUUUCUCCUUGCACUACCCAAAAAGCCAAUACUCAUCUCAAUUCUACUCCCAACUGUAUACUUGUGGAUGGUCGACUUUCUUUCGCUGCAACGAGGAACCUGGGUUAUUGAGCCAGGAACGAAAUUGGAUUUACAGUUCGGAGGCUACCUCGAUGUGGAAGAAGCAUUAUUCUUUCUGAUGACCAAUGUGAUGGUUGUUUUGGGCUUUGUUACGAUGGACCAUGCAAUUGCUAUCGCAGAAUAUGAAGAUGCCAUAGCUGCCCCCGGUCACAACAAGUCACAGUCGUUUCAACAGGUCGUAUGGAACUACAUGACACGUCGACAAAGAUCCCUAGAUCUUGGCUUUUUAGAGGGUCUCAGUAUUGCUAUUGAUAGACUAGCUGAGAAAAGUCAAAGCAUGUAUCUGGGAAGCGCGAUGUUCCAGGGCCGAUUAAGAAUCGAUCUCAUACUCCUAUACUCUUUCUGCAGAGUCAUUGAUGACUUGGUCGACGAAGCCCCCGACAAAGAGACAGCCAAGGCUAAUAUCAAGGAGGCCUCCCAAGUCCUUUACUGGCACUUUUCUAACAAAAAUCUUGGAAAGCCACUAUACGAGUAUUUGGAUGCUGAAUAUGGUGCGUUUCAAAAGAAGCGGCUAUCGCCGCUCAUCUCUUCGAUUGCACUACUACCGACUUCGCGGUUGACUAUAAAACCCUUACUUGAGCUCCUUCGCGGCUUCGAAAUGGAUCUGGGAUUUUGCGCAGAGAAGAAUGAGUUCCCAAUCACAUCGGAAUCCGAUUUAGACCUAUACGCCUAUCGAGUGGCUGGCACGGUCGCAUCCUCUCUUCUCGAAUUGAUCUUCGGCCACUUUACUACAGCUACAUCCGAGGAAGACCGCAGUCGGAUUAUUGAGGCUGGCCAAAAUAUGGGCCAAGCGCUCCAAUGCGUCAACAUCGCUCGAGAUAUCAAACGCGACGCAGCAAUAGCGCGAGUUUAUAUUCCCACUUUCUGGCUUGAGAACGAAGGAUUGCGCCCACGGGAUGUUAUCGCAAAUCCAGAUGAUUCCAAGUUGGCGGUGCUAGAAGAACGCAUGAUUAAGAAAGCAGAGGGCCUUCACGACUUGAACGUUGCAGCAAUUGCUCAGCUACCGAUAGAAGCUCGUGGACCCGUCAAAACGACGGUUGAGAGCUACAUGAUGAUUGGGAAAAUGGUUCGCAAGAGACGGCAGGGAGCUCUUAGUAAGACUAACGGCAAACUUAGAGUGCCUCUAUGGCGGAGGCUGUCGCGCGCUUGGUGGGAUAUGUGUUCUGCAUAG